Messenger RNA from Lodderomyces jiufengensis, 1866 nucleotides. It is a transcript of the gene ADAEC, whose product is annotated as Adaecp. The transcript has a single exon. The coding region runs from base 1 to 1866 and encodes 621 amino acids. Gene Ontology annotation, biological process: DNA repair; regulation of DNA-templated transcription. The record is from RefSeq and is a predicted model, not a curated record. Gene Ontology annotation, molecular function: methyltransferase activity; zinc ion binding; DNA binding. Lineage: Eukaryota; Fungi; Ascomycota; Pichiomycetes; Serinales; Debaryomycetaceae.
AUGGUAUAUCGUUCUGAAGCAGCUAAAUGGAAAGCUUAUCAAUUUAGUGAUCCUUUCGCAGCAGGUUCAUUUUAUGUUUGUAAUAAAUUAAAUAGGAUGUUUUGUCGUCCAGAUUGUGAUGCAAGACCAAGAACAAAUUUAAAAUCAGAAAUUAAAUUUUUAAAUUCAAGUGACGAGGCAAUAAAUAAUGGAUUUUUACCAUGUGAAUCUUGUGAUCCAUUGCAUAGUGCAAUAAUUGAUGUUAAUUUAUUAAUCAAAUGUGUCUCAACAGUUAAUACAAAAAUUGGUUUUAUGCCACCACUUUUAGAUGAAAAUGAAGAAUUGAAUUCUAGAAAAAUUAAAGAGAAUAUUUUAGAAAGUAAAAAGGCAAAUGAGGAACAAAUAUUAAAAACCAUAAAUGGAAAUUCAAAUCAAUCAUCCGAAUUACCAAUGCCAUCCAACGAACAUAGAUCAUCAGCUCCAGUAUUUAACUUCCAGGGUAAGGCAUCAAAAGAUUUAGAGAGUACUUCAAUAUCCAAAAAUGAUUCAGAUCAUUAUAGAUUAGUUGACUUAGCUUGUCGUCAUUUAGCUUUAGCUGCUGCCGUAAACGUAUUUCAACCAAAGCCAAUUGCUUUGACUCCAGAAGAAUCUUCACCAGGUACUAAUCCAAACGGUUCUAAAAAAAGAAGGAGAAGAGGUGGGGUUUUAGGAUUUAAAGAGUUGGCAGCAAAAUCAAAAUUAAGUGCUUGGCAUUUCCAUAGAGUUUUUAAAUCUGUUACUGGUUUAACUCCAAAAACAUAUGGUGACAAAUGUUGGGAAUUUAUUAAAAGAGUUAAAGAAAGUGGUGAAUAUACUUCAUUUGAAAACUAUACUUCAACCAACUCACCAAAAACUAUAUCAUCAUCAUUAUCACCAAAGUCUCCAACUGAUGUUUCCAAUUUAUCUCAACAACAAACACUACCAAAGCAGAAGAAAAUCAAGUUAGAACAAAUUUCAUCACCAUCAUUAUUCACAACUCAACCAUUAGCUGAAGAAAAAAAAUUAUUAGAUCAAUCUAUAACUCCUCCACAAUCAGGAUUCCCAUUACCAUCACAACAGUUUCCAAAUCAUCAACAUCCAACAACUCCAACGAAUCAAGAAACUUCAACAUCAUUAAGUCAAUUGAAUACUAUACAGUCAGAAAUGCCAGAGUCAUUUUAUCAACAAGUUCCAUCAUUUGAUGAUCAAUUACAAGAUUUACCGACCUUAAAAGAUGAUGAUACUCAUUUACAUAUGAAGGCUUUCUCUUAUCCAGAUUUAUCUAAAUUUAGAGCUGAUUCCUUAUUCAAUCAUUCACAAAAAUUACAAUAUAAUUUCCCACAACAACAAUUACCACAACAAUUUAGUCAACCACAAUAUUCACAUGACACUACGAAUGAAUUUGGAGAUUUCUUGAAUAAUAAUACAGAUUAUUAUGGAUUAAGUAGUAAUAAUGGCGGUCAAUUUGGUGGAUCAAUGAUAAAUUUACCUGCAUCAGCUACAUCAACAACUUCAUCAUUUGAUGAAUUUGAAAUUGAUCAAGAUAAUUAUUCAAAUCCAUCAUCAACAACAACUAUAAAUAACAAUCAACCUUUACAAAAUCCAAUAGUACCUAAUUUCAAUUACGAUGAAUUAGAAUUUUUACCAUCAACUUUUGAUGAAACUUUAUUAUCCAUGACAACACCAUUUUUAAUACCAAAUAGCAACAAUAAUUACAACAAUAAUAACAACAACAAUAAUUUCAGCGCUGGCGCAGCUUCAACUACCAACACUACAAAUAAUGUUAACAAUAAUGACGAUAUUUUUCUUAAUGACACAACUAGUUUUUUUGCAAUGAAUCCUCAAUUAGCUACAAGUAUUGGAUUAUAG